Messenger RNA from Balaenoptera musculus (blue whale), 1087 nucleotides. RefSeq names its product chromobox protein homolog 1-like. Gene Ontology annotation, cellular component: nucleus; pericentric heterochromatin. Gene Ontology annotation, molecular function: chromatin binding. The coding region runs from base 44 to 535 and encodes 163 amino acids. The transcript has a single exon. Lineage: Eukaryota; Metazoa; Chordata; Mammalia; Artiodactyla; Balaenopteridae. The record is from RefSeq and is a predicted model, not a curated record. Gene Ontology annotation, biological process: chromatin organization; negative regulation of transcription by RNA polymerase II.
UCUGAGCCCCGUCACCCUUUAUACAAGAAAGCUGGCGGGCACUAUGGGGAAAAAGCAAAACAACAAGAAAGUGGAGGAGGUGCUAGAAGAAGAGGAAGAAGAAUAUGUGGUGGAAAAAGUUCUCGACCGUCGAGUGGUAAAGGGCAAAGUGGAGUACCUCCUAACGUGGAAGGGGGUCUCAGAUGAGGAAAACACAUGGGAGCCGGAAGAAAACCCGGAUUGCCCCGACCUCAUUGCUGAGUUCCUACGGUCACAGAAAACAGCAUACGAGACAGAUAAAUCAGAGGGAGGCAAGCGCAAAGCUGAUUCUGAUUCGGAAGGUAAGGGGGAGGAGAGCAAACCAAAGAAGCAGAAAAAAGAGUCAGAAAAGCCACGAGGCUUUGCCUGGGGUUUGGAACCGGAGCGGAUUAUUGGAGCUACAGACUCCAGUGGGGAACUCAUGUUCCUGAUGAAAUGCAAAAACUCUGAUGAGGCUGACCUGGACCCUGCCAAGGAAGCCAAUGCCAAGUGCCCACAGGUUGUCAUAUCCUUCUAGGAGGAAAGGCUGACGUGGCAUUCCUACCCCUCGGAGGAUGAUGACAAAAAAGAUGACAAGAAUUAACUCUCCUGAGUACCAGCCCCUGUCACAUCUGACUGUGGGUUUCAAGUGGGGAAAGAAGGAGUUCUACUUAUCUUGACACCAUAGAGGGGGCUUGAGAAGAUGGCCUUUGAAGAGCCAGUAUAGUUUCUGUGCCCUACAGCAGCCCAAGUGCUUUAAAGCCGCUCCAUGCUGUAUAGUUUGCACACCCAUCCCAGUGGAGGGGAAGGAGGGUCAGUGUUUCAAGGCAACCCAUUCUGAACUUUGCUGAGAAAAGCAAAGGGCCUUCUAUGAAGGACAAAACUGGCAGAAUGGGAUGUGGGAGAGCAAAAGAUACUGUAGAUCUUCAAAGAGCAUCUCCACAACCCACAGUCUUCUUCCCAAUAGUGUUAACUCUGCAUUUUUACAGCGUAGCAUAUAUGUAGUUUUUGGCUAUUUCUGGUGUAUUAUCUGGGGUGGGAGGGAUGGUGUGGUAAAGAAGGGAGAUGGGUUAGGAUCAGUUUUGUUAAA